AUGGCAGCCAACAUGUACCGAGUCGGAGAUUAUGUUUAUUUUGAGAACUCGUCCAGUAACCCGCUGCUGAUCCGGAGGAUAGAGGAGCUCAAUAAGACAGCCAAUGGGAACGUGGAGGCCAAAGUGGUGUGUUUCUAUCGACGCAGGGACAUCUCUGGGACGCUCAUUGCUCUCGCCGACAAACACGCAAGAGAGAUGGAAGAGGAGAUGGAAAACACAGAAAUGUUGGAGCUUCCAGAGAAACAGAAACAUCAGCUGCGACACCGAGAACUAUUCCUGUCACGACAACUGGAGUCUCUGCCAGCAACACACAUCAGAGGCAAGUGCUGCGUCACGCUGCUCAAUGAGACUGAAGCCUUGAAGUCGUAUUUGGAGCGAGAGGACGCCUUCUUCUACUCGCUGGUGUACGACCCGCAGCAGAAGACGCUGUUGGCCGAUAAAGGAGAGAUCCGAGUGGGGAACAAGUACCAGGCCGACGUGGCGGAGGCUCUGGAAGAUGAAAAAGACGAACGAGAUCUUUCCAAAAUGGAGGACAAGGUUUGGGAUCCCAACAGCCUCCUCACAGAGAAACAGAUCGACCAGUUUUUAGUUGUGGCACGGUCUGUGGGUACGUUUGCUCGAGCUCUGGACUGCAGCAGCUCUGUCCGACAGCCCAGUCUCCACAUGAGCGCCGCCGCCGCCUCCCGAGACAUCACCCUGUUCCACGCCAUGGACAGCCUCCACGCCGCGGGCUAUGACAUGACCAGGGCCAUUGCGUCGUUGGUGCCGCAGGGAGGACCAGUGCUGUGCAGAGACGAGAUGGAGGAGUGGAGCUCCUCUGAGGCCAAUCUGUUCGAGGAGGCGCUCGAGAAAUACGGCAAAGACUUCACUGACAUACAACAAGACUUUCUCCCAUGGAAGUCCCUCACCAGUAUUAUUGAGUAUUAUUACAUGUGGAAGACGACAGACAGAUACGUACAACAGAAACGGUUAAAAGCAGCAGAAGCAGAGAGCAAACUGAAGCAGGUCUACAUCCCUAACUAUAACAAGCCAAACCCAAACCAGCUGAGUAACAGUGUGAAGCCGCUGGUGAAUGGAGCAGGCGCCGCAGCAGCCGCAGCAGCUACAGGAGCUCCGGCCGCUGCUGCGCAGACCCCCGCUCUGGGACGGGCCUGUGAGAGCUGCUACACCAGCAGUUCGUUCCAGUGGUACUCGUGGGGUCCUCCUAACAUGCAGUGUCGCCUGUGCGCCUCCUGCUGGACCUACUGGAAGAAGUACGGAGGUCUGAAGAUGCCCACGAGGCUGGAGGGCGAGCGACCCGGGCCCAACCGGGCCUCCACGAGCCCCCAUGGCCUCCCGCUCAGACACAGUGGAAGUCCAAAGUUUGCAGUUAAAACCCGUCAGGCGUUCUACCUUCAGACGACCGCUGUGACCCGCACUGCUCGCCGACUCUGCCAGGACUUGAUCAGACCACGCCUCCUCGCUCGCCACCCCUACUUCCCCGUCAACUCCGCCAGCAUCAAGGCCGAAUGUGCGCUUCGGUUGCCAGAAAAGCUAAAAAAGCCGUCAUUGAAACCUGUGGAACGCAAACCACUAGAAUCUGUGGUUCGAUAUUUAGAAUCACACCCGCGCCCGGUCCGAGAGCCCCCACGUUCUGCCUCAUCCUCAACCAUGGCUCCCCCACCAUCCUUGGGAAACGCUCCUACGAACAGCACAACGGCCUGGACGGUAAAUCCAAAGUUCUGGCUCCGCAGUGGGACAUCGUGGCCAAACGUCAGACGCUUCAGGACGAGGUUCAUGAACUCGACUGAACCCUACUGCAAAGACGUGUGA
Knipowitschia caucasica is the source of this 1812-nucleotide messenger RNA. The record is from the annotation of a GenBank genome assembly. Lineage: Eukaryota; Metazoa; Chordata; Actinopteri; Gobiiformes; Gobiidae.